AGGCUAAGAAAUCUCAGCUCUUGGGCGAGCUUGUCGUGCAUUGAACCAUAGACCAACCAGAGGUAGCCAACCAGCUAGCCAACGAACCACUUAACAAAGACCCGGUACUAUCAUCUCCAGUUCAUAUCGUAUUUUCUUUCCAAUAGUGUCUCCUCAUUUCCUGCGGACAAAUAUCAUCGUCUGCAAGUUGGCCCCCUACAGCAACUAGUCUUUUCACCAAUAUAUCCCUAUUGGGCUGUACCCUUCUCGCCACAGCUGUUGCCAAUCUCCUCUCCCUCUUCUGUUUCAAACUCACUUAACUUUGUCUUCCAUUUGGAUACUUUCCCAGUCUGCCCAUAUUAUAACAGACGUUUGCUGGGCGUUACAUCACACUUAACUACUUAAGCACCUUAUUCGCAGCCACAAUCGUACCAUAUUGGAACUUUCCCGAAUUGAACAUCUACAUUGUAGAUUCACACCUCAAUGGACGCAUCGUCAGAUCCGCCCGCUACGGGGUCGAUCCCCACCGUUGAAGCUGCGGCACUGGGGCAGCCGCCGGUGGUAACGAAAACGGAAGAGCCUACGACGGCGUUGAUGGUGGACGAGUCAGCACCAGCAGGCCUCAAGAUCGACACGGGCAAUAGCAAUGGCGAGGCCAAGACAAAGACUCUGGUUUCACCAACCCAAGCGACAAGCGCACCUGCCACCAGGACUACGGCCCCGACUCCAACAACCGCUACUACACCCGAAGCAUCCACGACGACCACCAAAGAUGCCAACGGCACCACAAAUGCCGCCUCGUCCACAUCGUCCACGCCUGCUCCCACCACCAAGGAUUAUGACGUCAACCCACAGGACUUUGCGGGCGAAGUCGAAACAAACAAUAAUCUGCCAUCGCGAGAGACUUUGCGCAAGCUAGAAGAUCACACAGUGCUCGACGCCGAUGGCAAGUCGGUUCCCUUCAAGAGUUUAUACACCGGUCACAAUGUCGCCCGCCGCGUACUCAUCAUUUUUAUACGCCAUUUCUUCUGUGGCAACUGCCAAGAAUACCUGCGCACGCUCGCCAACUCGAUAACCCCCGAAGCCCUCCUAGGGUUGCCCUUGUCCACGUUCAUCGCCGUCGUCGGGUGCGGCGCCCCGGAGCUGAUCAACACUUACAUCAACGAGACGAGCUGCCCGUUCCCCGUAUACGCCGAUCCCACCCGACGUCUGUACACGGAACUAGGCAUGGUGCGGACACUCUACAUGGGAAGCCGGCCAGCUUACAUGCAGAACAAAUCCAUUACGCACACCAUCGUGUCGGGAGUGGUCCAGGGCCUCAAGCAAGUCAAAUCUGGCCUGGCGCUGAAGAUGGGCGACUCGCGCCAAGUCGGCGGCGAGUUCCUCUUCGAGCCUGCGUCGAACAGCCUCGAGACCCCGCUCCCCACGCCUAUGGACGAGCCCAAGACGCUGGACCUUGACGAUGCGGCCAAUACACACCAUGCCGAGAAGACCGAGGAGAAGAAGGUCACUUGGUGUCAUCGCAUGCGUACGACAAGGGACCAUUGCGAGAUCCCGGAGCUUAUGGAGGUUCUGGGAUUGGAUGGUGAGGGGCGGCCGAUUCAGGAUGCAAAGAGGUGGGAGAAGGCACUUAAGACGAGAAAGGGUACAGGGUUGAGCAUGGCCAGUCAGAUGAGUAGGAUGAGCAUGGAUGCGAAGGCUGCUACUAAGGUACAGUAGAGGUAUUACUUUAUGACACGUAAGCUGAUGGCCGGCGGUGUUUAAUCUGUGGGUUGAAGCAAUUCAUGACGCUGCGGCCACAGAGUGCGGUUGGUGAUAUAGAAAAGACAGUUGCUGUGAAUCUAGCUUGUUACUGUGUCGACCCUAAUACGAUGAAUAUUGGUGAUUUAGCCGGUAUGUUGUAGCAGCCAAUGAUACCUUUUCCUUCAAUAUGAGAAAUAGGAAAAUAAGACUAAGGGUAGUUGAAGAACAUUAAUAGUCUGGUAGUAGAUGAGAUCGAAAAGAACCCGAUUUGCCUUCUUGCCACUUAUGUUUCGACAGAGUACCACUAACCUACAUAAUAUUUAAAGAAGAACAAAAGAAAGAAGAAAAAGUCUGUCGUCUGCCGUGUUUGGAAACAGUAUAAGCUCGCUGUAUUAUCUCUUUGGUG
Molecule: messenger RNA, 2128 nt
Organism: Pseudomassariella vexata
Lineage: Eukaryota; Fungi; Ascomycota; Sordariomycetes; Amphisphaeriales; Pseudomassariaceae
Exons: 2
Coding region: 463-1698 (411 amino acids)
Source: RefSeq, a predicted model, not a curated record